AUGCCACUAUUCGACGUUCCAGGAUGGUCUGUCAAGUCUGACCCAGUACCAGAAGCCAACUCGUCCUCUCGGAAGCGGAAAAGAACAUCCGAAGAUUCCGAAAAAAUGCUCGCCGCCGAGGCCAACUUGGGCAAACUGAUGAGCAGACUCAAGGGGAAUUCAUCAAGCCAGCGCGUCAAGGGGCCGAAGUCUGCUGACAGAUCGAGCAAGGCGUCGUCUAGAAAGUCUAAAAUUGACGCGCAUGAGGAGAAAAAGAAAACUAUCUCUCUUCCGCGGCCGUUGAAGGCCGUUGAUUCAAGACAGUCGUUGGAUCGACCGACUAAGAAAGUAAAGACGAAGCAUAGACUAGCUGCUGAUGUCGAGGAGGAGAAAAAACCCGAUGGUCUCACCAAUCUACAGAAAGAAAUGAAGGAGAGUUUGAAUGGCGCGCGGUUCAGGAUGAUAAAUGAAACGCUGUACAAGUCAAAUAGCUCUGAAGCAUUCUCGAUGAUGCAAGAGGACAAAAAUGUAUUUGAAGAAUAUCAUACUGGUUUCCGUCACCAAGUCCAAUCCUGGCCGACUAAUCCCGUGGAGACUUAUAUCACUGCGCUGUCGGACUAUCCCCCGAAGACCGUCAUUGCAGAUCUGGGUUGCGGAGAUGCCGCCGUUGCUCGCGCUCUCUUGCCGAAAGGAUUUACCGUCUUAUCUUUCGACCUCGUCUCGACAAAUGCGUUCGUUGUCGAGGCGGAUAUUUGCAACAAACUUCCCUUACCUGGUUCUGAGCCACUUCACGAUAAGGGAGAUGGCGAAGGCCACACCGUUGAUGUCGUAGUCUGCGCACUGAGUCUAAUGGGAGUUAACUGGCCUAACUGUAUAAGAGAGGCGUGGAGAGUUUUGAGACCCAAUGGCGAACUCAAAGUUGCCGAAGUUGCCAGUCGCUUCGGGGAUGACAAGCAAUUUAUUUCUCUUAUCACCUCGAUAGGGUUUCGACUUAGCUCCAAGGAUGCUGGCAAUACCCAUUUUACCACGUUCGAGUUCAAGAAGGUGCCUAGGAAGCCGAAAACCGACAAGGAGUGGACGAGUAUUCUCUCGAAAGGCGAUAUUCUUAAGCCGUGUGAAUACAAGCGAAGAUGA
Messenger RNA from Desarmillaria tabescens, 1113 nucleotides. Its product is annotated as methyltransferase-domain-containing protein. Gene Ontology annotation, molecular function: rRNA (adenine) methyltransferase activity. The coding region runs from base 1 to 1113 and encodes 370 amino acids. The transcript has 7 exons. Gene Ontology annotation, cellular component: nucleolus. Lineage: Eukaryota; Fungi; Basidiomycota; Agaricomycetes; Agaricales; Physalacriaceae. Gene Ontology annotation, biological process: ribosomal large subunit biogenesis; rRNA methylation. The record is from RefSeq and is a predicted model, not a curated record.